This is a messenger RNA of Girardinichthys multiradiatus, 7423 nucleotides long. RefSeq names its product biorientation of chromosomes in cell division 1-like 1 (gene bod1l1). Bases 113 to 6202 code for a protein of 2029 amino acids. NCBI's taxonomy places the organism in Eukaryota, Metazoa, Chordata, Actinopteri, Cyprinodontiformes, Goodeidae. The transcript has 30 exons. The record is from RefSeq and is a predicted model, not a curated record.
CGUCACAUCCCAAAACAGAUAGCUUGUGCUUCUUAAAGCAGGACAUCACCUCAUGUUUAGCCAGUUUCCUUCCUCUUUUAACUGCUAAAUUAAAGCCAAGUUCCCCUGAAACAUGGCGGGUUUACCUCCGGGGGACCCGCAGCUGGUCUCUAUGAUCGUCAGUCAUUUGAAAACACAGGGGCUCUUCGACCAGUUCAGGAGGGACUGUCUGGCAGACGUUGAUACAAAGCCAGCUUACCUGAACCUGAAGCAAAGAGUGGACAACUUUGUCUCCAAUCACCUCUCUAAUCACACAUGGAGCCCUCAUCUGAACAAAAACCAGCUGAGAAACAACAUCCGACAGCUUGUCCUGCAAUCUGGCAUGCUGGAGCAGGGGGUGGACAGGAUUGUGGCCCAGGUAGUGGACCCCAAAGUCAACCACAUCUUCAGGCCGCAGGUGGAGAGGGUGGUCCGUGAAUUUCUGUCACCGGGCAGCUGCUCUGAGGAGCCGACAGCUCCUCUGAUACCAGCAGAGAUCAAGACAGACGGCAGCGUUCCUGAACAAGCUUCGUCAUCAGCUCCAACUCCGAAUACAGGCAGAAGUGUCAUGUCCAUCCUGGAUACCAUAACGUGUCUUAAUCAGGAGGCAAGUGUCAGGACCAGCUUAGCAACCGAAAAGGGCGGUAAAACCCAAGUUCUGGAAGAGCCUAUGGAGCUGGUGGAUGAGAACGAGCAAGACAUGGAGGUUGUUGAGGAAAGUGACAGUAACCAUGAAGGGAAGCCACUGGAAGAGGCAGUGGAGGCAAAAGUGGCAGCAGAAGUCCAAGCAGCAGAAGUGAAAACAGAAAACCUGGAGGAGCAGAUGGAAGUGGAGAAAGAACAGUUAAAAGAGGAGGUUAAAAUUGAGGAGGAGGAAUCAGGAGCUCCAGGACAAACGGAGGAAAAGAAAGAACAACCUACAAGCAAACUGAGUGGAAAGGUCUCAGAAGAGAAAUCGGAUGAUGAGGCAGUGAAAUCUACAAGCCAGGCCAAACAGAAGGCCAGAGAGAGGAUAAAAGAGGAAUACUCUUUGGAGGACUCUGACCUUGAAGGCCUGAGUGACAUCACAGUGAGCUCUGUCCACACGAGCGACCUCUCCUCUUUCGAGGAGGAAAGUGACGAGGAGGAAGAGCCCUUUUAUUCUUCUGAAGAGGGCGAGCUUCCAACAGAUGAUCAAGGUGUGAAUGCCGAGAGGAAACAUACUGGCGAGGAGACAGAAGGUGAAGACAAAGAGCGCAAACCGCGUCGCAAGGCAUAUGUCCACAAACCCUUCCUCUACUCCCGUUACUAUAGCGACUCGGAUGAUGAGGUCACUGUGGAGGAGCGCCGCAGAUCUGCCGCAAAAGACAAAGAAGAAAGGCUGCUAAAGAGACAGCAGAACAGAGAGCGGAUGGAGGAGAAGCGUAAACAGAAAGCCGUGCAGGCUGAAGAGCAAGACUGCAAAAAAGACACUGCUGGGCUGGAGGGCCCCAAAGCCAAAGAAGCCCGCAAAGAAAGGAAAGUUCUGGAGAAGAAAAUGGCGCUGAACAGGAAGCGGAAGCUAGACUCAAGAAAAGAGGGAGAUGUUUUGAGUAAGAAGAAAGGAGAUGGAGGAGAGAUAUCCAGGAAAGUGGAAGUGAAACCCUCAACCUCAAAGACCCCACAAGCUAAACUGGUGAGAAAUCCGUCCGAAUCUGCAUCCUCUGAUGACCGGCUUGGGCGGACCAGUGGCAACGUGUCUGAAGAUUCCUCUGACACAAAGAAGCUGGCUGACAAAAGCCGGACGCACUCCUUCAUUCUGGAUCUGGAGCAAGGCUCCCAGGAGGCUCUUAAACAACGCUCGUUUGGGAAAUUUGAUCGUCUGCCCCGCAAAGAACGCAAGGAGAAGGAACGCAGCCAGUCUGAUGAACGUUCCAAGCUCAAACUAAAGUACGAGAAGAAAUCUGAGCAUCCAGUGGAAGAACCUCUGCAGAAAGAUGCCAAUACUAAAGUUUCUUCUGAAGAAAAACUAGAGAAGAAGAUUAAGAUCAAAAGUGAGAAGAAAAUGUCUGGGAGCGCUCGAGAAGCAAAGGUGGCGGAAGACAACACUGACGACGGAGGGUCUAAAGAUGCCAAGAAGAUAAAAGGGGGGUCUGUGGAGAAGGACAAAAUAAAGGAAAAAGAUAAGAGCAAAGAAAAGGAAAAAGCUAAAUUGGACAAAUCUUCAAUUAAAUGUGACAUGAAGCAGCCACUCCGCCCAGAUUCUGCAGGAUCCUCUGAGGAUCGGUCUGACAAGGAGCCUGGCUCUGACAGCAUCAAGAAGAGGGAGAAACACUCCAAGGAAGUGUUGAAAAGGUCAAAGAGUCACUCUGAGGACAGACCAGGAGAUAAACCCAAAUCUAAAACAGAUAGUGAGAAAGAACGGAGCAAAGCAGACAGCCAGAAGACACACAAAUCAAAUGCUGAAACUGACAAAAAUUCCAAAACAAUUUGGCUUGCGGAAAAAGAAAAGAGUGCAGAAAAAUCAAAGACAAAAUCCAAAGAGGAGGGAAAGGCUUCAUUCUCGGUGAAGACAGAAAAGAAACCUCAAAGUCCUGAUGUUAGAAGUGCAGGAGGAGCUGGUAUCUGUAAGCCUGAAGCAGUGAAAGGGAAGAAAAAAGAUGGCACCAAAGAACAGAAGAAAGUGUCUGAAGAUGCUUCACAUGAGACAUCAGAGCUUAAAAGUUCAAAGAAAAAGCUAGAGAAGAAGGAUAAAGUUCCAGAAAAGAAGGGUGAGAGUCAAGAAGAUAAAGACGACAGACCGGAAACCUCGGAUAAACCCUCCAAGUCUUCAGUAUCUGCAUUAACUGCUGAGACAGAAGAGUCUCCAAAGAAACAACCUCCUCUCCAAGAAGCGAGCACAGAGUCUGAUCCCAUCACCACCACCGUCACCACGUCCUUCUCAGAUGACACUUGCGACGCUUUAAGCGACAUCACCCCCGAGCCAUCCGAGGGCGAGACGGAGUCACGGAUCUGCGAAAUAGCAGGAGUACCUGCCGAGGCCGACGCUCUGCUGACGCUCAUGGAUGUCUGUACGUCGGCAGAGGCCAGACUUCCAUCUGGGAACGUCAAAGAUAAGGUGACCCCCGAGAUGGACCUUCAGGACGCUGACAUGAAGAUGAAGGAGGCAGCUCUGACCCUGCUCUCCAUGGAUCCCGAUAGUACCGUUUCCUCCAGCUUAAGCGUCCAAGACAUGAGGGAGGAAUCACUGCACUGUUCACCUGAUCCACAAUGGAUUGAAACUACUGCACCUGAGGAGAAACGCCUCUCUCCAACAGAGAUGGCACCUCAAACAGAGCUUAUCGUCACUCAAGCCUCACUGGCUUCCCCUCAGCUAGCAGCUGCCACUGAAGAGGAUGCAUGCUUCUCUCCAGGGGAGGCGUCCCUUCAGAUUGAACCAAGUGUCCCUGAAACUGCAGUGGCUACAUCUCAACAAACUGCAGCAGGUGAGGCGGAGAAGGAGCUCUCUCCACUGGAGGUAGCACCUCAGAUUGACCUUCCUGCGACUGAAACCUCACUGACUUCAUCUGAGCAAACAGCCAAAGCCCAGCAGGAGAAGCAGUUCCAUCUAGUGAAUGCAUCACCUGUAAAUGAGCUCACUGCCACUGAAUCCAUACCAGCUGCAUUUCAACAAGCUGCUGCAGCUGAAGAGGAGAAGCAGCUCUCUCCGGGUCAAACAGCACCAGAAACUGAGCUCACUGCAACUGAAGCCUCACCUGCUGCGUCUUUACAAACUGCUGCAGCUGAAGAGGAGAAGAAGCUCUCUCCGGGUCAAACAGCACCAGAAACUGAGCUCACUGCAACUGAAGCCUCACCUGCUGCGUCUUUACAAACUGCUGCAGCUGAAGAGGAGAAGCAGCUCUCUCCGGGUCAAACAGCACCAGAAACUGAGCUCACUGCAACUGAAGCCUCACCUGCUGCGUCUUUACAAACUGCUGCAGCUGAAGAGGAGAAGAAGCUCUCUCCGGGUCAAACAGCACCAGAAACUGAGCUCACUGCAACUGAAGCCUCACCUGCUGCGUCUUUACAAACUGCUGCAGCAGACGAGGAGAAGAAGCUCUCUCCGGGUCAAACAGCACCAGAAACUGAGCUCACUGCAUCUGAAGCCUCACCUGCUGCGUCUUUACAAGCUGCUGCAGCUGAAGAGGAGAAGAAGCUCUCUCCGGGUCAAACAGCACCAGAAACUGAGCUCACUGCAUCUGAAGCCUCACCUGCUGCGUCUUUACAAGCUGCUGCAGCUGAAGAGGAGAAGAAGCUCUCUCCAGUGGACCCUGCGGCUCUAACAGAACUUACUGCAACUGAAAGUUUACCAGCUGCAUCUCAACGAGCCACCACUGCAGCUGAGGACAAAAAGCAGCUCUCUCCAGUCCAAACGGCACCAGACGCUCAGCAUCCUCCAACUGAGACAACAUUGGCUGCCUCUCAACAAGCUGCUUCAUCUAAUGAAAAGAAGUGGCGCAAUGAAGUUCAAGCAGCAUCUCAGGCAGAAACCUCAUCAUCUGCAUCUGAACUUACUGCUGCAGUCCAUCUGUGUCUGGAUCACCCAGAACACUGCGAAUCCAAGAUGGACACAAGCGGGAUGGACAUGUCAGAGAUGGCUCCUCCGCAGGAAGAUGAGGCCAGUUCAGACCAAUGUCCAGCUCCUUUGAAGGAGGAAGAAACUUCAUCAGAGACGCAACCAGAAACAAUAAUGGCAGCACCAGCAGAGAAAGACAGCGAGUUGUUAGCUGCCGUUGUGCCAGAAACAGAGAAGCUCACCGGCAGCACAGGAGAGGGUACAGCUGGAGAUGUUUCUGACACCACUGGACACAUUUCAGAAUUUCCCAGGAACUCUGAACAAGCAGAGCAAACCGCUGCAGUCACAGAGACCGGCCCGGAGGCAGUGAAGGGUGAAGGGGAAGAAAACCAGACAAAGGUUGAUGAAUGUGAAACUGAGUGUAAGACAGCAGAGGAAAAAACUGUUACACCAGAGGAAAGUGAUCUGGACAAAAUGGAAGUCAACAAAACUGAGGCGGGGGAAACCGACUCAGAGAUUAGAUUAUUCAAACAAAUCAGUACCGUCUCAAGCACAGAGAGUCAGGAAGAUGAGAAGAGCUCCGACGUAUCAGAAAAGGAAGAGAAGACGGAUAGAACAAGAGGACGUAAAAGAAAGCUUUCAAUUAAAAAUGAUACAAAGGAUGAAAAGACUGAGCAGCUGUCUGUGGAGGAAAGUGAGCGGGAGAAGGCCGUCGCGUUAAAAGCGCCUCGCAGAGGGCGAUCCUCCAAAAACACGGAGCAGGUGGAAAGAGAUCAGCAAAAACAACCAGAGGGAUCGGAGAAGACUGCGGGCCGUAGAGGAAGACGUUCAGCAGUCGUAGCUGAAGAGGCAACAGACGAUAAUCAGAAGAAAAAUGAGGCAAAUGUUGAGGACAGCCCUGGUCAAAUAGCAACACUGAAAGAAGCAGAAAAAGAAGAGAGCCCUGAACUUAAAGACGAAGCACAGAAAAGUAAUCAAAGCAGAAGUGAAGUCAAUCUGCCUCCUCCGUCUCCAGAGGAACAUGAAGUUAUUGGAAGGUCGGAGACCUGGGACACACGUCAGCCAGAAGUAAAGAGGAAGAGAUCGGAGGAAACAGAGGAGUCUGGAGAGGAAGGUGAGGCUCAGCAGGGGGUGACAGAGAGUGAACAAGAACAAAGUGAGGAACAAGAUGACAAAAAUGGGGGAUUUACCACGUCUCAGAGCCAAUCAGAAGAUGUGAAAGAGCAAAGCUGCAGUGAGAAGAAGCCAGACGCUGAGGAGCAUCAAGACCAAGAGGCAGCUCCAAAGAGACCUGCUCGGAGGGGACGGCCACCAAAGGCGGCUGCUGCUGCAGGCGAUUCAGUUAAGGAGAGUAAACCAGAUGAGGGGGAAGGUGAGAAAAACGAUGAAGAGGAGGAAAGCGACAAUGAAGAAGAGGAGGAAAAGGAAAGUGCAACCAGAGCAACGACUCGGUCUGCGUCUCGUCUUGAGGCUGAAAGAAACAAGCCAAGUAAACCCUCCACCCGGGCGAGUCGACAGAGCGGUAAAGAGGAGACCACAGCUGGCACGCGCGGGACGAGGGCCCAGGCUUCAGCCAAGGGGGGCCGUAAACGGGAGGCCAGCCCCCCUGCUGUGCGAACACGCGGAGGACAGAAAUCAGAGGAGCCCCCUUCGAAGAGAGCCAAACGCUGAGACCUCUGACAGCGGUGGAACGCCGCUCCCCCUCAGUGUUAUUUUUACUCCGCUUGUUCUGAGAUUUUGCAGUCAGUUGGCAUUUUGAAACAGUUUGUGUUUCAUUGACGGUCUGUAUCGAAAAUGCUCUGGAUAUUAUUAUACACUCUGCUCUGAUGGCUGAGUGUAAACCCGAGGAUCUGUAAGGAAUCCCUCAGAAUACCUUCUGCUGCUCCGCGCCCAUAUGGUUCGGAUCACACUCAUCAUUCCAUGGUUUAUUCAGUAAUUCCCAGUGAACCGGAGCAUUUCAGACCAAUCAAAGGCCUAAUGUGCAGCCGAGCUGAGCUUUGAGAUAAAGAGGCAGAAUCAGAAUUAACUGUCAGUCAGCAGAGAGGCCACAUCUCAGUCAGUCACAGACGUCUCUGUUACUCCUGCACGGUUGUUAAAGACAUCUAAUCUCUGGUGUGCAUUUUAUUCCCUAAUAUUCAUUCUGUGAAUGAAAGUAAACCGCUUUCCUUCACUUUUCUGUCUUUAUAUCCACUGAAAUGCAGUGUUGGCUUUAAAGAGGAGAGCUACUGGAGUUUUGCUGUAAACACAGGGAUUUUUAUCACCAGCUGCUGCAACGAAAGUGCAGUUCUUCCUGGAAGUGGUCCAGAACGUUUUCAUGCUAGAAGUCCCUACAAACACGUUUGUUUCAUGAAUGUAAAGUAGUCAAUUAUGGAUCCGUUUCAGUUGUUAUAUUUCUGUUUCUUUUAAAUUCAUUUCUUGAAUGCAAAGGAGUUGUUUUUUGUAUCAGCAUUCAGUCAUGUAUUUCCUUAUACACCUGUGACACAUGCAUUGGUUGCCUGAUUAGCAUAAACACACCUCAUAAAUUUAAACAGGACUCACUGUAUAGUUUACAAGGCCAAAAGUAUUCUUAUCCCCGUGAACUUUUUUAUGUUUUGUCACAAUUGCAAACUUCAAUGUAUUUUACUGGAAUUUGAUGUGAAAGACCAACAUAAAGUAGUGCAUAAUUGUAAUGUGGAAAGAAAAAAAUAAACGUUUUUUUUUAAAUCUUUUCUAAAAGAUAUCUGAGAGGUGUGGUGUACAUUUAUAUAAAGCCCCACGGAGGUAACACUUUCUGGCUAUAUCUCUACCAGCUUUGAAGAAAGGCCAACUAUUACUUAAUAUUUUCAGUGGCAUUCCAAUUUGAGCUUUAACUAGGCCAUUCUAAAAUAAAUAUGUUUCCCAUUUAGCUCUGGC